UAUUAUGCGUUUAUUGUUAUUCUGAUUCCACAAACUCGGCCACAUUCAAAAGUCAUGUAUGUUUGUGUGGACAGAAACACAAAUAUACACACGGACUCCUUUCAACAUACAGUUAAUUAAUUACAGUUGCAGGGGGAUUUAUUUUUAUUCCAGAUUGUGUUGUAAACUGGUUCUGAGAUUCAGUGGAGUGGACAUUUUACAUUAUCACAUGCCAAUGUGGACUCAGUGUUAACUGUAGGUUGAAAAGCAGGAACCAGAAAUCACUGUGAUAUUUGAUGAUUUUUAGCAAAAAUAUAAUCCAGACGGUGGCCCAUAGUUCAACAUUUCUACUGCUUGUCACACUGAAAUGGCCAAGCUAGAGUAACAUCAUGCCACACUAUGAUCUUCAUGCCUGAAUAGAAACGGUAUUUGGGGACACUGAUAAGCAGCAGCAGUUUUAUUGUUGGAAGACUAACUGUCCAAACGGACUCUUAUUCAUCCCGGUUGUCUAGCUCUUAGUCAGGCCAUUUUGUCAACGGUCUGUGGGGCGACAUGUGGGUGCCAACUUGAGCUCUGUCCAACCGCCUGUCACUCAUCAGAAAUAGCCAUGAUCACAUGUCCUGGUUCCACAAGUGGGUUAAAAAUAGGUCAGGGAGCUGCUAUUGCACUCUUUCUCAACACACUGAAAAGAGGAAUACCUCUCACGGCCCUUAACAAUGUUUUUAAAAAGUGCAUGUUGCACAUAUAAAUUCCACAAGGAAAAUAGUGAUACUACAAAUUCUAACUUAACUGGGGGAAAUGGGGGUCCUGCAGUGAAAAAAUAAAUACAUCUUAAUAUUUAUUGUCUAAUGUAUUUUUCAAUGCAUUUCUUUAAAGAGUCUUAUUUUGUUUUUGCAGUGUGAAUCAAUGAGUCACUUAAUUGACAAGGGGUUUAAUAUUGUUAAGAAUAAAAAAACACAUAUGAUAAUGAGGUGAAAGUAAUGUGAUGGUUUAAGUCAAAUUUCUUUUGCAUACUUGAUGUGUAGACCAGCUCAGUGCGUUGUGCAAUAAGAUGGUAACAUUUGAUUCAUUUUAUCCUCCUUUGCUUCACAGGUAAUAUAUUAAACAGAGCCUGUCAACUUGUCAUUGUGUUGCAAACAUGACGGAGGUGGCGCAGGUUUCGGCUGCAGUCGCCCACAACAUAGAUGGUGUCACGAAUAAAAAUAAACACAGCAUGGGUGACACAGAAAACAAGGAGGAUGUGGCAGUUAACAAGGGCAAGACUGCUGAGGAGAAAACCGAGAAGAAAUCAUACAGAGGGGACAAAAAACCUCGCCAAAUGAAUGAUGAAGCAACAAAUGAUACACGGCUGAAGCAUGUGGAGCACAAAAAAAGCAUCACAGCCAGUAAGAAAACUGACAGAUCAGAACCUGUUAAUGGUGUGGCACAGGACACAGAGAAGAAGGUGGUGCAACCACAUGCAAAUGAAGACCAGAAUAUGUCUGAUGUGGCACUUAAAAAAGAGAAACUCCUCCGGUCCAGAAAGCUAGUGGCCAGAAGCUAUGUGCCAAAGCUGAACAAAGACAAGGUGGACGUGACAAGCAAGUUUGAGACCAUGCAGAAGACCAGGGAGGAGCGCAGCAGGCAGAGGAACAAGGAGGAGCAGGAGAAGAGGAAAGAGCAAUACAUCAAGGAGAGAGAGUGGAAUCGCAGGAAGCAGCAGAUAAAAGAGCUACUCGCUUCCAGUGAUGAGGAGGAAGAGGUGAAGCCGGCAAAAGUAGAAAAAUCCUACGUCCCUAAAAUCACAGGUAGCGUGAAGGGAAAAUUUGCAGAAAUGGAGAAACAAAGACAAGAGGGAGAAAGAAAAAAGAUGGAAGAAGAGAGAAGGAAGAGAGAAGCCCAGGACAAUAUGGAAAAGGCCAAAAUAAAGAAGGAGUUGGCUCAGAAAGCAGCUGUGGUAAGUGAACCUGGGGUGAAUUCCUCAUACAGCAUGUCUUGAUGGUCCAGCGAAGGAGAUGAUACAAUCCUGAUUCAGGUGGUUCCAGCAAAGCCAUCACGACCUCCAGGCAAAAUCAAAGUCAACUUUGAAGACAUGGAGAAGAAUCGAGAGGAGGAGCUGAAGAAGAAGGCUGAGGAGGACGCCAAACGCCGCCUGGAGGAUGAGAAGAAAGCUUUUGAGGAGGCCCGGCUGGGAAUGGAGGACAAUCAGCCAUCUCAGGAAGACAAAGAGGAGUUACGGCCUGGAAAACUGAGGUUGACUUUUGAAGAGCUGGAAAGGCAAAGAGUUGAAGAGGAGCGCAAGAAAGCAGAAGAGGAGGCUAAGAAACGAAUGGAAGAGGAGAGGAGAGCUUUUGCUGAAGCCAGGAAGAGCAUGCUUGUAGAUGAGGACGAUGAGGUGCUGAUGGCCUUGUUGAACCUGGAGGGCAGUGAGCCUGGGAAGAUAUGUGCCAGUUUUGAGGAGCUGGAACGCCAGAGAAGAGAGGAGGAGCAGAAGAAGGCUGAGGAAGAAGCCAAGAGGAGACUGGAAGAGGAGAAGAGGCUCUUUGCUGAGGCUCGCAAGAGCAUGGUUUUAGAUGAGGAAGAAGGCAUGGUAAAGAGUGAGUCUCAGGAAGCACUGCACCCUGGAAAACUGGAGAUCAACUUUGAAGAGCGGCUGAAAGAGAAGGACGACGCUGAGAAGAGACGUAAGGCGGAGGAACGCAAAAAGAGACUGGAGCAGGAGAAGCAGGAAUAUGAACAACUCAGGCAGGAGAUGGGCGAGGACGAAAUAAAUGAAAGCUCAGAUGUUGUCAGCACAGAGUAUGAAGAGCUGACUAAGCUCAAGAGGACUGGCUCCAUCCAGGCCAAAAACCUCAAGUCCAAGUUUGAGAAAAUCAAGGAGCUGACUGAGGAGGAAAUUCAGAAAAAGAUUGAGAUGGAGAGAGCACGAAGGAAGGCCAUCGAUGAUGAAAUUAAAGAGAGAGAAGCUGAGAGGUUCCAGGAGGAGGAGGAAAGCAAAUCAACUCCAGUGAAGGGCGAGGAGUCACCAUUCAAACAGAAGGUGGAUAUGCGUGCCCGAUUUGAACAAAUGGCCAAAGCCAGAGAAGAAGAGGAGAGGAGAAGGAUAGAGGAGCAGAAGCUGCAAAGAAUGCAAUUUGAGCAGCAAGAGAUUGAUGCUGCCCUCCAGAAAGACAAUGAUGGUGAAGAGGAGGGUAGCAUCAUUAAUGGCUCUGCGGCCUAUGAAGACGAGGAGGAACAUGCUAGGUCGGGCGCUCCAUGGUUUAAAAAGCCCCUUAAGAAUCAAUCAGUGGUGGACUCGGAGCCCGUUCGAUUCACUGUUAAGAUCACUGGAGAGCCGAAGCCAGAGGUGACCUGGUGGUUUGAGGGAGAGAUGCUCCAAGACUGUGAGGAUUAUCAGUAUAUAGAGCGGGGAGAGACAUACUGCCUCUACCUGCCAGAGACCUUCCCAGAGGAUGAGGGAGAGUACAUGUGCAAGGCUGUGAACAGCAGAGGCACAGCAGCAAGUACCUGCAUCCUCACAAUAGAAAGUAAGACAACCUUAGUGUAAUUGCAUGCCUGCAUGAUUCCUCCAAUCUGGAAUUCAGCCUCUCUCAAUAAAGUGGAUUGCAUGCUCCUCUUCCUAGUGAACUCACGCUGAAUGGCAGAUGUGGAUAACUGCUCUUCUCUGUCUUUCUUGCAGCUUAUGACUACUGAUGCCCUUCCAUGUUCUGGAAGCUUUCCUGUUGUUGCUCACUCCUUUUGUAAAAAACUUCAUCCCUCAUGGUAUGGUAUGGUCAAACAGCAGGGGGAAGAAAAUAAUAGAAUGCUUGUCAUUCCUAACGGAGGGAUACACAAUGUAAAAAAAAAAAAGCAAGAUGUUUACGUAUUGCUCAUUUGUAGAGCUGCACUCCCUGUUAGAGAAGGAUGAUACUGGUGCCAAAAGUAGACAAGAUUCUUGUUCCCAUGCCAAGGGUUGCACAAAACUUCACUGUGAGGCCCUAACUUGUGAUAACAGCAAAUUUUAUGUAGCACUGUAUUGUAUUGUAAAUAUCACCAGUUAUUUUCCAUACCUGGCAGAUGUGAUGCUUGAA
Messenger RNA from Monopterus albus (swamp eel), 4028 nucleotides. It is a transcript of the gene nexn, whose product is annotated as nexilin (F actin binding protein). NCBI's taxonomy places the organism in Eukaryota, Metazoa, Chordata, Actinopteri, Synbranchiformes, Synbranchidae. Gene Ontology annotation, biological process: mitochondrial fusion. The transcript is spliced from 12 exons. The record is from RefSeq and is a predicted model, not a curated record.